GACAAACGCCAAAACAACACUACCCCGAUGUUCUGAGCUACACAUCGAAGGCCAUACUGUGUAGAUAAAGUGAAAUGUUAUCAGCACCUGCUGCCUGAUUUGUCAUAACAGGAUGAAUAGUGAAAAACUGACAAAUUAGAACGGUCUACAAGAUGGAAGCCACAGCGACCUGCUUUCAUCUUCAGUUUACGUGAAUUUGCCUCUCAACCCUUCAAAUGAUACUGUGUGUGGGUCCAGAAGGGACAGGGAAGACCCUCCUCCUGCGUCGACUACUGAACUUGACUAAACCUGACCUUUCAUUGACUACUGUCCCAACUGUUGGAGUUAACAUUGUAUCCCUUAUUGAGCCUGAAAAACCACCAAUUGAUAUACGUGAACUAGGUGGUAGUAUGGCUCCAAUCUGGCACAGCUAUUAUGGUGGAGUAAGGAAAGUUAUGUAUGUUAUUGAUGGUGUCAACUUAACCCAGCUAGGAGAGGCUACUUUACUUCUUAUGGGACUUCUAGAGAGCCCAAAACUUAGAGGCGCACAAGUGGCCAUUGUACUGAACAAAAAUGACAGUGCCAUGAGUCGUGGAGCCAAUGAAUUGCUGAAUGUGAUGCGUCUUGCCGACUUAAAAGAAUGUGUGACACAAACUAUAACUACUUUUGAAGUUAGUGCCCUGGCUGGCAAAGGCUUGCGUCCACUACUGAAAUGGGUUAAAGGAGAAAAAUGAGCAGAAAUAUAAAAAUAUCUUUUCCUAAUAAACAAUACAUAGCUAAA
Molecule: messenger RNA, 760 nt
Organism: Macrobrachium nipponense
Lineage: Eukaryota; Metazoa; Arthropoda; Malacostraca; Decapoda; Palaemonidae
Product: ADP-ribosylation factor-like protein 16
Exons: 4
Coding region: 216-713 (165 amino acids)
Molecular function (GO): GTP binding; GTPase activity
Source: RefSeq, a predicted model, not a curated record